GCCCGCUUCAUUCCGAUCGAAGUGGUGUCCACGAUCAUUUUGUCCUUUACCUCGUAGCCUCUUUAUAUUGUCCUGCAAUCUUGGCUCUCGAAGGCUAAUCAUAUAAGUAUGAGCGUGCUACGCCCGUUUCGAGCGACCGACAUGUUCAAGUUCAAUAACAUCAACUUGGACAUUUGGACAGAGACAUACGGAAUUAGCUUCUAUUUGACCUACCUUUCAAGGUGGCCAGACCUCUGUUGUGUGCAGGAGGCACCAAAUGGGCAUAUGAUGGGCUACGUUAUUGGAAAGGCUGAGGGGCAUGGUCAAGAUUGGCAUGGUCACGUCACCGCCUUGACAGUUGCACCCGAAUAUCGACGCCUCUCGCUGGCUCGCAAAAUGAUGAGUCUCCUCGAGAUGGUCUCAGACGAGACUUACAAAGGCUUUUUCGUCGACCUCUAUGUUCGAUGUACGAACAGCGUGGCGAUAAGCAUGUACGAGGGUCUAGGGUAUAGCGUAUAUAGGAGGGUCAGGGAGUAUUAUGGGAGCUUAGGUCUGGGCAGAGCGUCGAAGGACGAAGAGGAUGCAUUUGACAUGAGAAAACCACUUUCACGAGAUCCUCACCGUCGGUCAGUACGAGCGAACGGCAGAGAAUUUGUCGUAAGCGCACACGACGUAUCAUAGAGUCAAUUGUUUUUCCUUUGUCUCGUACUGUACUACUUCUUCCUAUACAGGUACAUUGCUCACCUGCGUUAGGUGUUAGGCGUGGUUUCUUCUUUCCUGAAACUUCCCCAUAUUAGAACGUCAAAGCUCGGCUCCUCGCUACUUCUUCACAGUCUCUCUUCGGUUCCUCAUAGUCGCCUUGAACUCAGCAUCAUAUAUCUGCGUUGUCAGCACUUGUCACGACAUUUGGGAGCACGCUGGCCAACUGAGGUGCUUCAUGUCUUCCAUCCAUAUUUGCAGAUUUGCCCAAAGGUCUGAUAUUCGUUUACGUUGCUAAUACACAGUACAUUGGAGCCCUAAUAUUCCC
Molecule: messenger RNA, 1006 nt
Organism: Somion occarium
Lineage: Eukaryota; Fungi; Basidiomycota; Agaricomycetes; Polyporales; Cerrenaceae
Source: the annotation of a GenBank genome assembly